GUAAUCGACCGAAGUUGUUCCGAAUGGUCCAUUUCCUGCAAACUAACUUUUUCAAAAUGUCUGCGCCCAUUGGAAGGGUUACUCUCGCUUCAAAACCUGAUAUUUGGAAUUAUUUACGGCUUUUUCAUUAUUCUGUCAGAAAAAAAGUCUUCCAAACAAACACAUCAAAACGACAAAUCUCACAAAAAAUUCUGCAUACCAAGGUGUUAAAAAAUCCCAAAGAACUGCUGUUUGAAAAACUUCAAGAUGGUGAUAAACGAUUUGGACAGAUGAUAAUUGCUGCUAAAUCUCGUAAAGAAAGAACAAAGAAGCAAAUCAUUCUUCUGGAAGGUCACCGUCUCGUAUCGGAUGCCAUCAUAUCUGGGGCGGAGGCAAGAUGCAUCUACUUUAGCCAGCUCGACUCUUUGAAGAGAUUUCCUGUCCACCAGACCAGUGCUGCCCUCUAUAAAGUACAGUAUCGACACAUGAAGUUCUGGUCCGAUCUUGAGACUCCACCUGGCAUCAUGGGAAUAUUUGAGAUGCCAAAGGAAGGAGAGACUGUAAGUGAAUUAGAAAACCCUUUGCCAGUAACCAUCAUCUGUGACAACAUCCGUGAUCCUGGCAACAUGGGAACACUGAUUAGGACAGCCACAGCAGCAGGAUGUGAACGAAUUCUCACUACAAAGGGAUGUGUGGAUGUCUGGGAUCCCAAAGUCCUUAGAGCUGGAAUGGGGAGCCACUUCCACAUCCCAAUUUACAAUGGUCUUCCCUGGGAACUACUGGUCAACUAUUUGCCUGGUGAGACUCAGAUUCUGAUUGCCGACACGCUUCACAACAUUAGGAAGAGAGACCACCAGGCAGUUGAUGCCGACAUGUUGGAACCCUUGGAGGAAAGUCAUCAAUCAGAUGAGGAUGUCCAGUCAACUGACACUGAUCAAGAUGACAGUGAAUCUGAAGACAACUUGUUCAAAUCAGAUUCCCAUGACCGCGGAGAGACUGUGAACAGUAAACAGUUGAAUCGGUAUCACAGAAUUCCACUCCCUGCCUCGGUUUAUCAUCAGACUAAAUACCAGAAUCAAAACAUUGCACUCGUUAUCGGAGGAGAAACUCAUGGUAUUAGUGCUGAAGCAAAAAGGUUGGCAUUUGACCGUUACGGACAGUAUGUGACAAUACCUUUGUCUUCUGCUGUGAACAGUUUAAAUUCUUCCAUAUCUGGCAGCAUUAUCUUGUAUGAAAUACAUAGACAACUGAUGUCCUUAAAAUAAAAAUAUUAAAGAAACAAA
Molecule: messenger RNA, 1262 nt
Organism: Gigantopelta aegis
Lineage: Eukaryota; Metazoa; Mollusca; Gastropoda; Neomphalida; Peltospiridae
Product: rRNA methyltransferase 3, mitochondrial-like
Exons: 5
Coding region: 24-1244 (406 amino acids)
Biological process (GO): RNA processing
Molecular function (GO): RNA binding; RNA methyltransferase activity
Source: RefSeq, a predicted model, not a curated record